Molecule: messenger RNA, 7069 nt
Organism: Ostrea edulis (European flat oyster)
Lineage: Eukaryota; Metazoa; Mollusca; Bivalvia; Ostreida; Ostreidae
Product: calcium permeable stress-gated cation channel 1-like
Exons: 40
Cellular component (GO): plasma membrane
Molecular function (GO): oxidoreductase activity; calcium-activated cation channel activity
Source: RefSeq, a predicted model, not a curated record
UCAGUAUAAGAGCUGUUUCAGUGUUCUGUUGCCGUGUAACCGGGCGUGUUGGAGAUUGAUUGAUUGUAUUUUGUUUAACGUCCCUCUCAAUAAAUUUUCACUCUAAUGGAAACAUCCUGUUGAAGAAGGGAUACAGAUUUUAUAUAACAUCUCAGAACGACGUGAACUUGGGUAAACGAGAUUCAAAAUGGAGAAAUACAUGUCCACACGCUAGUAUUUGAAUCGACGCCAUUGGGACCAAACUUUUCAAGUUCCAUAGGUGCAUUUUGAGAGUGGACUUUGAACAGCAAAAUCAGCUCUGUGUUGAUUGGACUACACAAGAGACCUCACCUAUCUGGACUAUAAGCAUGACGUCUAGACUGAUUGUUGAACUCCUACUUAGGAAAUAGAACACACAAAAUACCGCAAAAAUGAGCUUUAGAUGUAGCCUCAGAAGACUUUGGCCAUGCAGUACAGGGGCAAUAACUCUGGUAGGACGACUUUCACAGCAGUGUUGGAAAGCUCCAAAAAGGGCAGACCUAAGACAAUAUGGAAUACAGACCAAUAAUGGGCAGUUGUUUCCAGUUAAUGGUGAAAGAGGUUAUUGUUCUACAACUAUUUCCUUUGAGAAGAGGAAAGAAAUAAAAAUGUCAAUUGAAGAAAAGGGCAGUAAGGUGAAGAUUGUUUGGAAUAAUGGUGCAGAGUCAGUGUUCCAUAGCAUUUGGAUGAGAAACUACUGCCAUUGUCCUGAAUGCAAACAAGAACAUUCAGGCCAAAGGUUGAUGGAUGUUGGUCAGAUCCAUUGUAACACAACAGUAAGGGAUAUCACAGAAACAGGUGAUGAAACAUUAGCCAUACAGUGGUCAGAUGGACAUCGGGGAGUGUUGCCGAUGAAGUUUCUACAGGAGCAUGUGUACUCUGAUGAGACCCUAGACUUCAGGCCAUCUGCUGUGUUCAGUGAGCCGAAGUCGUAUCCAAUCUUGGAAUUUUCUGAAGUCGUAUCCAGUCAGCAAGGCGUACUACAGUGGUUGAGAGAUCUGAAUGAAUAUGGAGUCUGCUUAUUGAAGAAUGUACCUCAAGAAGAAGGAAUGGUCAGCAAGGCAGCAGAGCUAAUUGCACCGGUCCAACAGACCAUCUAUGGACAUCAAUUUGAUGUGGUGAGCACCCCCAGCCCAAUCAACGUGGCAUAUUCCACUGUAGGUCUGGACUUUCAUAUGGAUCUCAUCUACUACGAGUCUGCACCUGGACUACAGCUUCUGCACUGCAUGAAAUUUGACAAGUGUGUUAAAGGAGGAGAUAGCACCCUCUUAGAUCUUUUCUAUGUGGCUGAAGUUUUCAGAAAAUCCAGUCCAGAGGAAUUCCAUACUCUCACACAAAUACCAACUACUUUCCAAAAAAUUCACUAUGAGAGGGAAAAUCCUGUUCACAUGGUCUAUCAAAAACCAAUAAUUUCACUGAAUCACAGACAAGAGAUUACCAGCAUUAGUUGGGCACCCGCCUUUGAAGGUCCACUGCGUGUUAGACCAGAAGAUGUUGAACCUUACUACACAGCAUAUCACAAAUUUGCUGAAGUGAUUAAAAAUUCAUCUGCGAAACUACAGUUUACAAUGGUGCCCGGCGAUCUUCUCUCCUUCAAUAACAGAAGAGUUCUCCAUGGAAGAAAUGCAUUUAACUUGAAUGGAGGAAUGAGACAUUUACAGGGAUGUUAUGUAAAUAUUGAUGAAUACAAGAGCAAAUUAUGUGUUCUCUCCAACCUACUGAAGGACGACAGACCUGUCAAACAAGUCGGGAAUCAUUGCUGGGGAUAGGCAAUGCAACAAAUUGAUCAUUGGUCUCCUUUAACCCUAGGUCCGUUCUCUUUAAGUAAAGAAUUAUUGAAUUUCCAAAAGUCAUAUACCACCACAAAUGCCUUGCCGACGGGCGGUGAAGUGGACCUCUCUUGUGACACAUUCAUCGUAAAGAAUCACACCCAGAUUGACUUCACCAAUGGAGAGUAUGGGGGGAUUCCUUUUAACUUGAUCCUCAAUUCUGUUGGAUGGGUGCUACUCAUCUUAUUAUUCACGGUACUGAGGAAAGUAGCCUGGGACUAUGGAAGGAUUGCGCUUGUCAGCAGGACAGAAGAGAAAGAUAACGACAUUCUACAGAAGGGCGGACAGGAUGCCCUCCAGUAUUUGUCCUUCCAGCGGUACCUCAUUAUCUACACCACCGUCGUCAUGGUUCUCACAGUCGUCAUCAUCAUCCCCGUCAAUUUCUCCGGAAACAACAUUGGAAAUAAAACCGACUUUGGGCAUACAACCAUUGGGAAUUUAGAUCCAGAUUCUCCAUUGCUGUGGGUGCAUGCUGUUUUGGCUGUGGCUUUCCUCAUCCUACUUGUGGGUCUAAUGCGACAUUUCCACAUCAACCUAGAAUUCCAGGAGGAUGAGCAGGUGUCACGAACACUGAUGAUCUCGGGAAUACCCCACAACCAGUGCUUUAAAAACCAGAUCUCACAGCACUUUGAGGAAGCUUACCCAGAGGCCAGUGUGGUAGAUGUGCAAUUUGCAUAUAACAUUUCAGAACUAGUCAAACUGGACAAUAAUAGGAGGGUUGCAGAGGAGGCUUUACUGAAUUCUAAGAUUGAGUAUGAGAAAACGGGAAUUCGUCCAACCAUGACACCAGUCAUGUGUGGUCAGUGUUGCUGCUGCUGUUCUGCCUGUGGGUGCAAAGAGGUGGAUGCCAUUGAGCAUUAUGAGUCAGUGGCCACAAAGUACAAAGAGAAGUGUGAGAAGGAAAAGGUGACUGCCUACCAGGACCCGGCUGGGAUAGCCUUCGUUACUUUCCACAGUGACCUCAUGGCCGCUAGAGUGAAGAAUGACUUUGAAGAGUCAUGUAAAGGCACCAGUAACCCCCAGAAUUCUUCCCUAAAUGAGAAUUUGGCAGUGUGGGGAUGGUCUGUGCAUUAUGCUCCCUCCCCAGAAAAUAUUUACUGGGAGAACCUAUCCAAGUCUAACUGGAAAUGGUGGGCUACAGCUAUCAUCGUUAAUGUGGUCCUCAUAGUUAUCCUCUUUUUCUUCACUACUCCUCUAAUCAUCAUCAACAGCCUCAAUGAGCUGGAGUAUCUCAAACCUAUACAAGAACAUAGUCCAUUGCUUGUCCAGUUUUUGCCCACGCUGUUAUUGUGGACUUUCUCUGCGCUGCUGCCCAAUGUCGUGUAUUACUCUGACUCAACAUUCAUCGGUCACUGGACAAGAACUGCUGAACACUACGCUAUAAUGAUCAAAACGUUUAUUUUCCUGAUUUUGAUGGUGCUGAUUCUGCCCUCGUUAGGAUUAACGAGUGCCAAGGCAUUGUUUCAGUGGUUCGUCCUCGAUAGAACUACGUCCUUCAGAUGGAAGUGUAUAUUUGUAGCAGGACAUGGCGCUUUCUUCGUUAAUUAUGUGAUUACUGCAGCUUUUAUUGGUACAGCUUUAGAACUGAUUCGAUUUUCUGAACUUUUCGUGUAUGCCCUAAAACUGUCAUUGGCUCAUUCAUCAGCAGAGAAAACAGCUGUUAGAAAGUCUGUUGUGUGGGAGUUCCAGUAUGGCUGCCAGUACGCCUGGAUGUUGUGUGUGUUUGCUGUCAUCAUGUCCUACAGUCUUCUCUGUCCAUUGGUCAUUCCAUUUGGAUGGGUAUACAUGAUUCUGAAGCAUGCUGUAGAUCGAUAUAAUAUCUACUUUGCCUACAAACCAUCAAAGAUCAACAAGAAGAUUCAUUCUUCUGCCAUCAACUUUGUCAUCAUUGCUACAAUUCUUCUACAGUUCAAUAUUGUCUUCUUCACAGCCCUCAGAUCAGAGGCUGUAAAUCCAGUGUUUGUCUUUUCUUCUGUGGCUCUAUUUGUCUCCAUUGUUGCGUUUGUGGGACGAGUCUGCUUUGGCUGGUUCAGGAAUCUGGCUUCCACCACCAAACAAUAUAGGAAAUAUGGAUGCAGGGAGCCGGAUGAAAGGUUUACUCAAAAUGUCGAUAAUCCGGUUGAUUUUCCUCAUCAAUUUAUAGAACAAGAGCAAGAAGCCAAUACACCAGAUUCAACAAAUAAACCCUUUGUAGCUGGAGUGCUGUUGGAUAACGCCCGACCAUCAGAGAACGGUGCUAGUCGAUUGGCUGCUUCUUAUGGAACCAUGUCUGGCACUUCGUCAGUAAAUAAGGACAGUGAGGAAGUGGACACUAAUGAUGUCCAUUACUUCCAGUAAACCAUCAGUCUUUUGCGUACACCAGUAAACCAUCAGUCUUUUGCGUACACCAGUAAACAUCAGUCUUUUGUGUACACCAGUAAACCAUCAGUCUUUUGUGUACACCAGUAAACCAUCAGUCUUUUGCGUACACCAGUAAACCAUCAGUCUUUUGCGUACACCGGUAUACCAUCGUCUUUUGCGUACACCAGUAAACCAUCAGUCUUUUGUGUACACCAGUAAACCAUCAGUCUUUUGCAUACACCAGUAAACCAUUGUUUUUUGCGUACACCAGUAAACCAUUGUUUUUUUUAUAUACAUCAGUAAACCAAACUGUCAGCCUGCUAUGACCAUGAAGAAUCUAGGUCUCUGUAUUUUCUACAUUCUUUAUCACUCUUUGUGUCUGUACGCAGAGGAAUAUUAAUGUAAAUCAUGAAACCUCCACAGCAGUCUGAAUUCAUUACUGUGGGAUUUUACUAUUGCAUUUACACUAGCCUGAAUGAAAUGGGUCUGUAUACAGGAAACAACAUUUAGUAGGAAUGCUGUUAUAGGAAGUCCUUGUUGAAAACACAGUGUCCAUUUCACAACUUGACAUUGAGGGUUUCCUCAAAUUGAACUUGAUCUUCCACUUUAUAAGGUUGAGACUUAUUAAACUGAAGGGUCAGGGUGAAAUUCACUGUGGCUGUAUACUGGGGCUUUGUGUUUCACACACUUUGUUUUUAGUUAUUUAUAGAUGCAUAAUACAAUAGACAUUGUUUCUUACGAUAAUGACAGCUUAAUGUACAAGAUUCUCCUCAAAAAUAAAAUUACCAACUUGUAUUGAAUUACUUUCUUUGUGAUACAUGUACUUAAUUUUGUAACUUUAAAAGUUUUGUACACAUUAGUACAGCCAUGCAUGUAUAUGUACAAGAACCCAAAGACUUGCUUGUAUAUUCACUGGCUUUUAAUAAAGUGUGUUGGUGACAUCACAAUUACAUGUUAGCAUUAAUAAAACUCCUAUAUUGAAAUGGAGACUUUUCUUUGGUAGACGGGGAUAAUUAUGAUCAUUUCAUUUGAUUUUUCUAACACUCAAAAAUUUACAGUUCUAGCGGUGGAUUUAGGGGGAUGCAAACACACCCUUCCCCAUUCAAUUUUUUGUAAUUGGAGGGGGAGGCAUCAUUUUUCCCUUCCUAUUAUUUAGAUUAGUUAUUGCAGACUAUCACAUACUUUUUGUAUAAAAAUGAGGAACAUUUGAUGUUACAACUGCUGUCAAAAAGACCCAUGUAAAAUAUUUAUGUGUGGGUUGCUUUUUUGGGGGGUUGUUGUUUAUAUGCCUUUCAAUAUAAAAUGAAGUAUUAGAUAAAGUGUGAGAGGUAUUUUUGCAGUAGAGGACCUAUGUUUUGUAUGAGUUGUGUGAAUGAUACUGAGGAUGAUUUUCCUGUUUGAGUAUAGUCUUAGUAAAUACGUAUUUAAUAUGUGAAAUUGUUCAAUAUAAGACAGAAAUAUUAUACAUUUAUAGUUUCCUUGAGCAAGACGCUCCAAGUGAUUGAAUUUUUUUUUAUCAGAGUACUGUAUGUUUAAUAUCUAUUUGUGUGAGGUCUGUGCUAUGAGCUUUUCAAAUUGUUAUGUCAUACUCUAGAACCAUGAGACCAUUUUGAAUUAACCUUAACUAAUUGCAUUUUGAAGAAGAGUAAAUUCCAAGUUCAAGAUUGGAUAAAUGAAGAGAUAGUUCCAUUAAAGCAAUACUAGCUCUUAUUUUGAUGUCGAAAAUUUUUGUUGCAAAAUUGUGAAUUACUAUUUCAAUGACAGAAAAAAAAAAUAAGGUUUAUAAACUUUUGUUACAAAUAUUCAUAUUAGAAAACCAAUCCAGAGGCUCCGAAAGAAGUAAAAUUACAUUAGUGUCUUCCUGUACAAAUAUUGAUUUCUAUUAUUAAUGCUAUAUAUUCAAUAGAACUGAAAUUUUUAUUUUGAUAAAAUCUUAAACUUAGUUUUAAUUAUACCAAUGCCUAUGGUUAAAGUUACAUACGAAACUAUCAUAAUAGCACAUUUUUACAACAAAUUAAAGAUUUCAGAUUUAGAGCCAAUAUUACUUUAAUGAAGGGAAACAAUCAUGAAAUAGCAAUAGGCAGGUGCUAUAUUAAAAAAGAAAAAGCAAAAAAAAAAAAAAAAAAUUGACACUGAUUCCAAGUUUAUGAUUAGAUCAUCUUUGAUAGGGUCUGUAUUUUUGCAUGGGAGUAUAACAGACAGAACUUUUAAAAGUAUUCUUCAUAGUUUAAAAAAAAAAUUAAUGCUAAACAAUGUUAAAUUGAUAUUGAUGCAGUGAAAAAAUAGACUAUCUUUGUAUUACAGGAGAAUGUUCACUGUUCAUCACUUUGAUUUUAAUGCAAAGGCACAGCAACCAGUAACUUGAAAAGUGCAUCUCGAUGAUUUGCAUUUCUUGUUCCAAACUUCAAACAUUAAUAUAAAAUGUAGGCCAUAUACAAGUUUAAUUUACUGUACAAUCUUUACUUUUUGUGAGGGGUUACUUUUCGUUGUUUUUUUCUUGUUAUAAGCAUGCCCAUGAAUAACCCACAUAGAAGAGAACUACAAGAAAAAAUAACAACUGUGCAUCCAUGGAAUCAAGUUCUCACAAAUGUUCUUCUUUUUCCCAAACCACAAAAAUUUAAAUCCCAUGAAAAUAAGAGAUUCUACAGUUUCUCUGUACAUGUAGAUUAGUGUUUGCUUUAAUUUGUUGUUACAAAUAUUUUAUGUAUUAUCGGGUAGUAUACUUUUGAUUAGGAUGAUUUUAUGUGCAAUAUACGUCCAUGUUCAUGCUCCUACAUAUAUACAUUUAUUGUUGAAGAAUAAUAGAGUUUAUCUUGUCUUGUGCGCAUGUUUUUUCCUUUAUGUUACUUAAAAGAAUAAAGUCAUGUCUGAUUGUUAGUAAA